This is a messenger RNA of Acanthochromis polyacanthus (spiny chromis), 7056 nucleotides long. It is a transcript of the gene samd12, whose product is annotated as sterile alpha motif domain containing 12. Bases 212 to 784 code for a protein of 190 amino acids. Gene Ontology annotation, molecular function: protein binding. Gene Ontology annotation, biological process: cell surface receptor protein tyrosine kinase signaling pathway. The transcript has 5 exons. NCBI's taxonomy places the organism in Eukaryota, Metazoa, Chordata, Actinopteri, Pomacentridae. Gene Ontology annotation, cellular component: cytoplasmic side of plasma membrane. The record is from RefSeq and is a predicted model, not a curated record.
CGCGUUGCUCCGUGUGCGCGCCGCUCCGCGUUAACAGGUCCGCCACCGCCGCCGUGCACGGAGCGUCCUCUGAGCCGCCGGUCACCGGACGGACCGUUCCCCGCACAGUGUUUUCCUCAGCGGGGCUGCUGCUCGCAUCAGCCCGGUCUGGAGGCUCGGCAGGCGGCCGCAUGUGGACCGUGACCGUCGGUGAACCGUCAGUUCCGCCGGGAUGCUCGGACAGUCUCCGCACCUGAUCGGGGGCAUCCUGUGGAUCCAGAACCCGAUGAGAGCUGUUCACUGCAACCUGAGCCAGAAUGGCAUCGACCACCAGAUGUGCCCCGAAGACGUGACGUCGCAGCUGGAGGAGGACGAGGAGUCGGUGGAGGCCGGGGCGGUGCUGCUGGAUGACGACAGUCCGGGAUACCAGGACGUCAGCCCCCCGAUGUACCAGCGCCGCUCGCCUCCGCACCGCUCCGUCUCCGAGUCCGAGCUGACCCGGCCUGGAUAUGUGAAGCUGUCCAAGCCGGUGGCCCUGUGGACCCAGCAGGACGUCUGCAAAUGGCUGAAGAAGCACUGCCCCAACCAGCACCAGAUCUACAGCGACUCCUUCAAACAGCACGACAUCACAGGUCGGGCCCUGAUGAGGCUGACGGACAGGAAGCUGGAGAGGAUGGGCAUCAUGCAGGAGGGCCAGAGGCAGCACAUCCUGCAGCAGGUCCUGCAGCUCCGAGUCCGGGAAGAAGUCCGAACCCUGCAGCUGCUCACGCAAGCCUCUCUGGAGUGCACCCCGUCUUCUCCGUAGCCGGACAUCAUCCAGCCGUCCUCCUUCCUCCAAAGACAGAUCUGGGAAAAAAAAAAAAAAACAAACAAAGAAAAUAAAAACCCCGCCGUACGUCUUCCCAGCCACUCCUGAAAAUCUCCCACGAGUUGUGACUCUCCGUUUCCUCGCAGUCCAAACAAUUCCUCACAGCUUCCUGGACUCUGACCAACAGUUUCCAUCUCCAGUCAUUCCUGACCUUUGCAGCAGAAACUCCUACGCUCCUCACAGAUCCUCAGAAAACCCCUCCAGGCUGCAGGAUCACACGCAGGAUUGAAUGUUGGUUUGGGAGGAUUUCUGUGAUUUCCUGUUGAGGAUCUCGUCCCGUAAACUCCAGUAUAACUUAUGUCUCAUUGUGUCACUGUUCGUGGCAUGUUAGCUCCUCAUCGUAGCACUUCAGUGUGACUUUCCUCCACUUCUGCUGCUUCUGGACCUGCAGCGAAUAACAAACCGUCCACCUCCGUUGCUCCCUUCCUCGUCUGCAGACUGAACCACGACCACCAGUGUGUUUUUGUGCUUUUUCUCUCCUCCUCUCUGAGCGCCGUCCUCUCCUCUCUUUCUGCCCUCUUCAUCGGGUUCCUGAGGGUCGACUGUGAGCCUGAGAGGACGGUUGACAAACGGCUAACUUUUAGGAGACGAACCUGUAGAACCACGAGCAGGAAACUCCCCUCUGUGUUUCCUAAAAGCUCUGUGCUUGUAGGUGAACUAAUCUGGCGACCCGGAGGGAGAAAAGACACGAAGGCAAAGCAAAAAGGGCUUCGAGAGACACUCUGACUGGAGACUGUUUCCUCUAAUGAGGGGAGAAGAAGGAGAAGAGAAGACAUCAGAGAUAACAAAAGCAGAGUCUUUUUCAUUUCCUCCCCGACUCUUUAUUGCUUCGCCUGCUCUCCAGACUGUUUUUAGAUGAGACAUGUUGGAAAUAGCGUAGAAAAGAGAGCGACUAGAAGCUGUCGAUGUGAAUAACGGCCACUCACUGUUGAUGUUGUUGUUUCUCUGCACUUAAAGCACACGUGUCUGUACCGAGCAGCAGCCGGAUCAUCGUUAUGUGUCCGUGAGUGUAAAUACAUGAUACCGACCUGUAGCCACUAUUACGACCUCUCGGUGAUGUUUAGCAUCGCUGCCUGUAGCAUGAGCUGUUGUCACGGUAACAGCAUCUCCUCUCCUGGAUGCUGAGCUGUCAGUCAGGCCCCCCGAGAGCCGUCGCCUCUUAAUGGGAUUCCAUUUGUACGAGUCCCUCAGCUGUCCGGCUCAUUGUUUGGAAAGCAGCCGCCGCAGAGACCCGCGAGCGGAUUGAAUCGUAUCGAUCACUUCUUCGGGACGUACAGUCGCUCUGCCAGGGUUUACAGAAGCCUCUCAGAGUGUGUGUUGGUGUGUGUGUGUGCUCGGCGGUCACGCAGGAAUAGAGCUGUUCAGGCUAAAACACUAGUGGUCAUUUCACGGUCGGCCGGAGCUGCCGUGUCCACGUCUGUCAGGCGGCCGAGGCUUCCAGCGAUGUGGACUUUCUCCUGGUCUCAGAUGGAAAACAUGCUUUAAAACUGGAAGAAACUGUUUUCCAGCUGAAUUUAAUUUAUGCAGAAGAUGCUGAGCUGGAGCUCCAAUGUAGGAUUACACCCCCAAAAAUUCAAUUUAACCUCAUAGAAAGUUUGACAUUUGGAGAAAUCUGCUUAUUUGCUUCCCUGCCGACAGAUUUAAGCAGAUUUAAGUGUUUGCACCAAUUUUAACUGUGAUCAAUUUAAACAAAUAAAGCUUUGGUCAGCAGCCAGUUAGCUUCACCUAAAGUACAACAGAGUCCGGCUAACAGCACUUCUGAAGCUCAAAAACUGACCCGUAAAUGAGAUUUAACAUGUUCACUAAUGAGCUUUAAAAGUGCUCGAAGGUAGAUUUUGUUCUUUUACACGCAGAAGAACAAGUAGGAAGAAUAUCUCUAAACAGAUAUGAUCAGAAAUGAGAAAAUUUGCCCUUAAGACAAAGUUAAUUUUCAUGCAUUUGCAAAAUCUGCUUGGUAAACACCAUUAAACUGACUUCCUGUUGGACAAAAAUUUCCAAACAGUCGCUUCGAUCAGCAUAAAAACUGGAAAUAAGUAAAAAAAAUUUAGGUGUGCGGUCAAAUCUGCUCUAAUUGUCUGAUAAAAGAUGAAGCUUCCGUCAGCAGCCAGUUAGCUUAGCCUAGCAUCCAACAAAAUCCAUCUACUAGUAUUUCUGCAGCGCUGUUUCUGUGUAAAAUGACAAACAAAAUCCAUACCAUAGCACUUAAAGUGCAAAAAAUGAUUUGCAAAUUAAAUAUAACAUGUUGACUGAGGGCAUUUAGCUCUAAAUUAUUGCUGUUUGUGUCUUUUUUAUUCUAAUACCUUUAAAAACAACCUACCAGCAUGUCUAAAGCUCUGUAUUCAGUACAAAAGUGCAAAAACAGACCUUCAAAUGAGAUUUAAUAUGUUGAAUAUGCGAUUGAGGCUGGAGCAAAGGUCCAGACAUUUUUCCAGACUAAACAGACUGUUUAGUUUUUCAACAAUAAAACUGAAAUGUGUGCAUAAGAACCCGAUUAAGCUAAUGUUCAUGCAUUGGUAAAGAGCAUUAAACUGACUUCCUGUCCACAGUUUGACAAAACUUGACAAACAGUAGCUUUGGGCAGAGGAAAAACUGGAAACAGGUGGAAGAUUUAGGUAUUUUCAUCAAAGCUACUCUAAUUGUCUGACAAAUAAAAGAUGAAGCUUCCAUCAGCAGCCAGUUAGCUUAGCCUAGCAUGCAACAGAAUCCAUCUGCUAGCAUUUCUGCAGCUCUGUUUUCUGUGCAAAAAUGCCAAACAAAAUCCAUACCAUAGCACUCAAAAGUGCAGAAAAUUAUGUACAAAUUAGAUCUAACAUGCUGAAUGAUGAGCUUUUUUUUCUCUAAAAUAUGGACGUUUAUCUACAAAACCCACCUACCACCCCUACUAAAGCUGUUUAAUCUGUACAAAAGUGCAAAAAUGGACCUUUAAAUGGGAUGUAACAUGUUGAAUAAUGUUCUUUAAAGGUGCUUGAAGGUGGAUUUUGUUACCUUUGCACAGAGCAAAGGUUCAAUCAUUUUUUCUAGACUAAAUAGACUGUUUUUUUUCAGAUAUCAACAAUAAGAUUAAAAUUUCCGCACAAGAACCUGACAAAUGUAAUGUUCAUGCAUUUGCAGAAUCUGCUCAGAAAAGAGCAUUAAACUGACUUUCUAUCAACAGUUGCACAAAAUUUCCCAAACAGUAGCUUUGAUUAGCAGAAAGACUGGAAAUAAGAGAAAGAUUUACGUGUUUGCUUAAAAUCUACUGUCGGUUAGAUCAAUUUUUCUUCUGUCAGCAGGUGGUUAGCUUAACAAAAUAUCCAACAAAAUCCAUACCAGCACGUCCUAAUCUCUGUUGUCAGAGUAGAAGGUGCAAAAAUUGACCCAUAAAUAAGAUAAAAUAUGUUUAUUAAUGUGCUUUAUUAAAGCAAAACCUAAUGCUCAUUUUUUCCCAAAAUCUGCUCAGAAAAGAACAUAAAGCCGACUUCUUGCAGACAUAUAGGAGCUCCGAUCAACGUAAAGACUGAAAAUAAGUGAAAAAUGUAGGUGUUUUCAUCAAAUCUACUCUAACUGCUAAAUAAAAGAUGAAGCUUCUGUCAACAGCCAGUUAGCUUAGCCUAGCAUCCAACAGAAUCUAUCUACUGGCACUUCUGCAGCGCUGUUUACUGUGCAAAAAUGGACCCAUAAAUGAGAUAAAACAUGCUGACUAAUGUGCUUUAUAAGAAUCUGGCAAAUCUAAUGCUCGUUCAUCCCCAAAAUCUGCUCAGAAAAGAGCACAAAGCUGACUUCUUGCCAACUUUUAGACCAAAUCUGACAAGCAGGAGCUUCGAUCAGAAUAAAGACUUUAAACAGGUCAAACAGCUUCAUCUUAAUUAGCUUAAAUAUGGCAUCAACACUAUUCAGAUGUUCGUCUGAUAAAUUAAAAAACAAAACUUCGGUCAGCAGCCAGUUAGCUUAGCCUAGCAUCCAACAGAAUCCACCUACCUGCACUUGUUCAGCUUAAAAAUGAAAAAAAUGAAGUUAUAAAUGAUAUUUACGUGUUGACUAAUGGGCUUUAAAGGUGCUGGAAGGUGGAUUUUGUUUCUUUACACCUUGAUUUUCCAGACGAAUCAUCCGUUUUCUUUAGAUGCCAUUAGAGGAAUGUCAUUAUAUCCUAAAACCUGCUGGGAAAAGACUGAAAGUCGACUUCUUUCCAACAGUUGGACAAAAUUAGAGAAAACAGGAGCGUCAGUCAAGACAAAGACUGAAAAGAGAUACGACAAUUCAUGUUAAUUUGUCAAAAAAUACAGAUAUUUGUGCCAAUUCUACUGAAAAAGUGUCUCUUAGAAUGUCUGAAGUGCAAAAAAUAACCUAUAAAUGAGACUUAACCUGUUGACUAAUGGGCUUUAAAGGUGCUAGAAGGUGGAAUUUGUUCUUUUACACCUUGAUUUUUCCAGACGUAGCAUACGUUUUCUUGACAUUGGAAGAAUGUCUUUGUAUCUUAAAACCUGUUUAUUUUUCUAAACUAAGCAGAAGACUGUUUUCUUUAGAUGUUAUUAGAAGCAUAUAUUCCUAAAACCUGCUGGGAAAAGACUGCAAAGUCAACUUGUUUCCAACAUUUGGAACAAAUUAAGGAACUUCAGUCAAAAUAAAGGUUGAAAACGGGUGAAACAGUUUACCCUAAUUUGUCUAAAAUACAGGUAUUUGUGCCAAUGCUAUAGGAAAUGCAUCUCCUAGCACGUCUAAAGCGCAAAAAUAGACCCUUAAAUGAGAAUUACAGUGUUGACUAACGGGCUUUGAAGGUACUUGAAGGUUGAUUUUGUUCCUUUACAUGUUUAUUUUUAUAAACUAAGCAGAAGUUUUCUUUAGAUGUGAUUAGAAUCGUGUCUUUAAAUCCUAAAACCUGCUGGGAAAAGACUGCAAAGACGAUUUCUUUGGACAAAAUUCGAGAAAACGAGAUCUUCUCUAAUAACAAAGACAGAGAACAGGUGAAACAGUUUCCCGUAAUUUUUCUCAAAUGCAGGUAUUUGUGCCAAUUCGACUUUAAUAUCUCCAAAUUGUGUCUACUAGCACAUCUAAAGUGCAAUAAUGGACUCUUAAAUGAGACUUAACAUGGUGACUAAUGGGGCUUUAAAGGUACUUUAAGGUGGAUUUUGUUCCUUUACACGUUUAUUUCUCUAAACUAAGCAGAAGACAGUUUCCUUUAGAUGUGAUUACAAGCAUUAAAACUUGCACAGAAUAACCUGACAAAGCAAAUGUUCAAGAAUUCCAAAACUCUGCUGCAAAAAAAAGCAUAAAACCAACUUCUUUUCAACAGUUGGACCAAAUUAAAGAUCUUCAGUCAAAACAAAGACUUCAAACAGGUGAAAGUUCCCCUUAAUUUGUCUCAAAUACAGGUAUUUGCAUCAUUUCUACUCUAUUAUCUCCAAAAUGCAUCUCGUAACACAUCUAAAGUGCAAAAAAGAAUCUUUAAAUAAGAUUUAAGGUGUUGACUAAUAUGCUGUGAAGGUGGAUUUUGUUCCUUUACACGAUUAUUUCUCUAAACUAAGCAGAAGACAGUUUCCUUUAGAUGUGAUUAGAAGCAUUAAAACACGGCCAGAAGAACCUGACAAAGCUAAUGUCCAUAUCUUCCCUAAACCUGCUGGGAUAAAACAGCACAAAGCCGACGUCUUGUGAUCUUCCGGUUUGCGAGCCACUUGCGUUGAGUUUCAUCAUGUUCCUGACGGUCGACGGCGUAAAGAAGAGAAGGAAAAGCUCUGAAAACGCAGCUCUGAAGGAUUAUUAGAGGUGUCAGUGUUUUCCUCUCAGAGUGAAAUUAAUUACUGCAAAUUCUCCAGAUUUAAGGUCAGGAGCUGCGUUUUCAGAGCGCCGGGUCCUGAUGUAUUGAUUGUGUAUCGUGUUCUCCAGAGUGUAGAUUCCUCCAGAGGAACUCGGCUGGAGAUGAACCUGCCUGAACUGGCCGAUCGCCGGGGUUUGGCUCAGACGCUCGGUUACUCAACAGAAUCCAAACCUCACACAAUGUUGUUGCACAAGAACCUCCACACACACAAACACACCACAGUAAGCCAACUUUAGUGAUGCGUGAACACAUGUCGACGUGCAAGCGACACCUCAAACACAAACCGACCAAGCGGAGACGUGGACAGCGUGUUUCUGUAACUUUAAGGUGCCUAACGAUGGUAGAAGUGAUGAUGUUGGUGUGAGGAUGACUAUAUAUAUAAAUAUAUAUAUAUAUGUAAUAAACUGAUUAAUCUUCA